AUGAAUCUUUCAUAUCCUAUCUCUUCAUUCGAAAUAAAACCGUUAACAACAUUCGAAAAUUUACACCAACUACAACAAUUGUCUACAUCGAAUAAUAUAAUAUCGGAUCGAAAUAAGACAGUAUCGUCAGGUUAUGAGCCUUAUCGUUUUGAUAAUCAAUGUCAAAUAAUAUCACAGCAGCAUGUUAAUCUUGUUGAUCAUUUUUCUCCGCCUGCUUGUUCCAAUGAAAAGUCAAACAAUACGGUGAUAACAACAGCAUUAGAUUUUAAUCCAAAAAGCAAUGCAUUACUACCACAACGUGAUACCUUGAAUCAAUGUUCAAAGAGUGCCGUACAACCACCACUAAAAAAAAUAUCAUCGUCCUAUCAUAAUAUUGAUAAUCAGGAUAAUAUACCAUAUCGUCCAUCACCACAAUUUGCUUCGUUAACAUUGUCGUCAGUCGGACAAAAACAUCAACAACAUCUACCAUUACCCAUUCAAUUUCAAAAUGGUACACAAUCAUUGCGUCACCCAGUAUCUACUCAUGCCCAUCAUCGGUCAAUACAAUCUAUUUAUUACAAUAAUAAUAGAAAUCAGCACAAUGUGAAAUCUGCCUAUCCAUCGACAUUCACUGUUCAACCAAUUCAUUAUACAUCUUAUAGUCAUAAUAUCGAUCAACAACAACAGCAAACACCUAAAUGUACGUUCAUCAUGCUACCUCCUCAUUAUUUACGUUCUACAGCAUUGCACGAAAAUCCGGCUAAUGUUUAA
Didymodactylos carnosus is the source of this 750-nucleotide messenger RNA. Lineage: Eukaryota; Metazoa; Rotifera; Eurotatoria; Philodinida; Philodinidae. The record is from the annotation of a GenBank genome assembly.